Molecule: messenger RNA, 1372 nt
Organism: Ananas comosus (pineapple)
Lineage: Eukaryota; Viridiplantae; Streptophyta; Magnoliopsida; Poales; Bromeliaceae
Product: serine-threonine kinase receptor-associated protein-like
Exons: 7
Coding region: 1-1038 (345 amino acids)
Biological process (GO): spliceosomal snRNP assembly
Cellular component (GO): SMN complex
Molecular function (GO): protein binding; RNA binding
Source: RefSeq, a predicted model, not a curated record
AUGGAGAAGAAGAAGGUAGCGGUUCCGCUCGUGUGCCACGGGCACUCGCGGCCGGUCGUGGAUUUGUUUUAUAGCCCUGCGACCCCGGAUGGGUUCUUCCUCAUCAGCGCGAGCAAGGAUGCAAAUCCUAUGCUUAGAAAUGGUGAGACAGGAGACUGGAUUGGAACUUUUGAAGGGCACAAGGGUGCAGUCUGGAGUUGCUGCUUGGACAGAAAUGCUUUACGUGCUGCUACUGGUUCUGCUGAUUUCUCUGCUAAGAUAUGGGAUGCAUUAACUGGUGAUGAGUUACACUCCUUUGAACAUAAGCACAUUGUCCGUGCAUGUGCCUUUUCUGAGGAUACUCACCUCUUGCUUACCGGGGGAAUUGAGAAAAUUUUGCGUAUAUAUGAUCUGAAUCGUCCAGAUUCAACUCCCAGGGAAAUUGACAAGUCACCGGGUUCUGUCAGAACUGUUGCGUGGCUUCACAGCGACCAGACUAUACUAAGUUCUUGCACUGAUAUUGGAGGUGUAAGGUUGUGGGAUGUAAGGAGUGGGAAAAUCAUCCAAACUCUUGACACCAAAUCACCUGUCACUAGUGCAGAGGUUAGUCAAGAUGGCCGAUAUAUCACUACUGCUGAUGGUUCCACUGUCAAAUUCUGGGAUGCAAACCAUUUUGGUCUUAUGAAAAGCUACAAUAUGCCGUGCAAUGUGGAAUCAGCUUCGCUUGAACCAAAGUAUGGGAACAGAUUCAUAGCCGGAGGAGAAGACAUGUGGGUCCACGUCUUUGAUUUCGUCACAGGCGAAGAAAUCACUUGUAACAAAGGCCAUCAUGGACCCGUCCACUGUGUCCGCUUCUCACCAGGUGGUGAAUCCUAUGCCUCGGGAUCUGAGGACGGCACGAUCAGAAUAUGGCAGAUGGGCCCAUCUACUGCUGAUGAGAGUGAGGCACUUAGUGCUAACGGGUCUACUAAUACUGGAAAAUUGAAGAUUGGGGUGAAUGAGGUGUCACGCAAGAUUGAGGGCUUCCACAUUGCUAACGAUGGACAAAGUGAGGGCUAGGAUUUUUGCGCCCGGUGCUGGUCUAGCGAAGAAUGGGUUAUAGCGAAGGCUGUUUCCUUUGUUUGAUUUGUUUCUUCCCUUACAUGUUGUAAGUAUCGGGUUUUCUCGAGGGUUCCUCUUUGUUUCUGGGAAUAAGAUAGCUAAGGUCCUUUUUUUUUUUUUUUUCUUUUUUCUGUAUAACGUUUAGUGAACCGUCCUAUAUGUCGCUUGGUUGAUAUUAUGCUGCUGGACAUGUUAUGAAAACUAAUUCAUGUUUGAACUACAGAAAGAGAGGCCAUUCUCAGAAGCACAGUUGUUGUUGCUCUGGCAGAACCAGUAACAACUACUUUCGGCA